Molecule: messenger RNA, 2216 nt
Organism: Rhineura floridana
Lineage: Eukaryota; Metazoa; Chordata; Lepidosauria; Squamata; Rhineuridae
Gene: MTHFD2
Product: methylenetetrahydrofolate dehydrogenase (NADP+ dependent) 2, methenyltetrahydrofolate cyclohydrolase
Exons: 8
Coding region: 16-1509 (497 amino acids)
Biological process (GO): tetrahydrofolate interconversion
Cellular component (GO): mitochondrion
Molecular function (GO): methenyltetrahydrofolate cyclohydrolase activity; methylenetetrahydrofolate dehydrogenase (NAD+) activity; methylenetetrahydrofolate dehydrogenase (NADP+) activity
Source: RefSeq, a predicted model, not a curated record
UCAUUGUCCGAUAGGAUGCUGAAGAAAUUGGGACCCUGCUGCCAAAACAGUAAAGGGCCUCAGAUCCCCGCCCCUGACAACUACACUCCUCCCUUCCCCCGUAUUGCCUACUUAUUCUUGCCUGCCUUCAGCCAGGAUCCAGGACAACAGUUAAGGCAACCCCCUCUCUGCCUUCUUCCUCCUCCCCUUCAGUUGCUAGGUUGCAUCAGCCUUCCCGUCCACCAAUUACGAGCCGCCCAGCUCUUUGGAAGUCCUCCCCCUCCCGUCGCCGAGCCCUGCGAUUGCGUCAUUCCCGCCCCUUGCCCAAUUGGCGCCCCGCCGCGUCCUUCUUCCCUUCUAGCCAAUGGUGCCGCGCCCGGCUUCGACGGGGCGGGGCAGAACGUUUAUAAGGCUGCACUCCGGCCGGCCGGUCUUCCCGUUUGCCUGGUCUCCGUCGUCAUGGUGACUGUCGCUCUCGCACCGCUCUCGCUGCUCCGGCUCUUGGCCCAGGGCGCUUCAGCGGGCCAGGGCAGUUGCUGCUGCCGCUGCCAUCGUCUUUCGCUCCCAAGAGGCGCGCGCCGGCUCCAUCUCACCGCGCCCAGGAACGAAGCUGUUGUUAUUUCUGGGAGAAAGCUGGCACGGCAAAUCAGACAAGAGGCCCGCCACGAAGUGGAGCAGUGGGUGGCAGAUGGAAACAAAAGGCCCCGUCUCAGUGUGGUUCUAGUUGGUGAAAAUCCUGCAAGCCACUCCUAUGUACUGAACAAAACCAGAGCUGCGGCUGAUGUAGGAAUCAGCAGUGAAACAAUCCUGAAGCCAGCUUCCAUCACUGAAGAGGAGUUGCUUGAUUUAAUCAGCAAGCUAAAUAACGACGCAAAUGUAGAUGGCCUCCUUGUUCAGCUCCCUUUACCUGAGCACAUUGACGAGCGGAAGGUCUGCAAUGCUGUGACUCCUGAAAAAGAUGUGGAUGGUUUUCAUGUUGUCAACGUGGGCCGGAUGUGCCUUGACCAGUACUCCAUGCUGCCAGCAACCCCUUGGGGUGUGUGGGAAAUCAUCAAGAGAACUGGAAUCCCAACCCUGGGAAAAAACGUUGUUGUGGCUGGUCGGUCAAAGAACGUUGGGAUGCCCAUUGCAAUGCUUCUUCAUACUGACGGCAGGCAUGAGCGUCCUGGAGGGGAUGCAACAGUAACAAUUUCUCACCGCUACACUCCAAAAGAACAGCUCAAGCAGCAUACAAUCCUUGCUGACAUUGUGGUUGCAGCUGCAGGCAUCCCUAAUCUGAUUACAGCCGACAUGAUCAAAGAGGGAGCUGCUGUUAUUGAUGUUGGCAUAAACCGAGUCCGGGACCCUGUUACUGCCAAACCAAAGCUUGUUGGAGAUGUGGAUUUUGAAGGUGUGAAGCAGAAAGCCAGCUACAUCACUCCAGUCCCUGGUGGGGUUGGCCCCAUGACUGUUGCCAUGCUCAUGAAGAACACCAUCAUUGCGGCAAAGAAGCUGUGGAGGCCGCAAGAGAUGGAAGCACUGAGUGCUUAAUGUUGGACUUCCGGGGCAAAUAGCAACAUUCCAAAUCACUUCCCAAACACAGCCUAAGGACAAUGCAAUAUUUAUUACUGGAUGAAAGUUCAUUGGAGAGUCUCAUUCUGGAUUAUUUAUUUGAAGCAAUUGUGUUCCAACGCAAAAGUGCCUAACACAAUACGCAGUACAUCAUGAUUCUUAUCAUUUGUUACUGCAUUGAUGUGCAGGAACCAAGCAGGUGAUUAGAAUACAGAGGAUGGAUAGUGCUAUCUCCCAAGCCCAGCUGGGAGGUGUAACUAAGGGCCAAGAAUAUGUGUGCAUUGUACAAAAUGUCCUAGUGUGUACAUGGUACAAUUUCAAUUAACCAACUUCAACUGAACCCAGGAAAUAAUGUUAUCUGCUAGGAUUACCCUGCAGCUAUUCUGUACUCAGAUGUUGCUAUUUUCUACAAAGCCUUAUUUGUUUGACGUUUUAGUAGCUCUUGUAACAAUGCAGUUUAUAGGCUGAGUAUGUGAGCCAUUAACAUUUUUCAAAGGACUUAAAAGUUAGACAGUAUUUGAGAUCUAGCAUUGCAUUAGCCAUUAUGAACUUGGGUAAGAUUCUCUGCAUUAGCCAUUAUGAAUUGGGUGAGUUUCUCUUGGGCAAGGUUCAAGCUUCCUUGCUCUUUACAUGAGCUGUUCCUGGAAGCUUGGAUUUGCAUCUGAAUAAAAAUAAUUCCCAAAGCA